AAUUUCACUUUCAUUUCUAUAAUCUUAUAGACCCUUUUUCCUUUUUCUCUCCCCCGUUUUUGUUGAAUUUUGAGUGCCGUAUCAUUAGAUCCAUAUACCCUUCAAUUAUAUAAAUCUGCAAAUAUUAUCAUCUCUUUAUUUCUGUUAUACCUACGCUCUUGGUAGGUGGCUAUCUCCGACAGGAGGGAAGGCCAUGGGAGUCGUUUGAAGAAGAGUUGAACAUAUACUUUAUAAAAUUUGAGUCGCGAUAUUUUCUGGGAGAUGGAUAAAUGCAAGGGUGUUGGGAAACUGGGAAGAAUGGUGAGAGACAGGAUUAUGAGUUUUUACCAGUCUUCUCUUCUUCAUUCGCCUGUUGUUUCUGUUUGGGAUUGUAUUGUGCGCACGAUGAGGUAUUCCUACAUACCUGAGUGGGUGUAGUUGUAGUUUAGUGUAUUGGUUUCAUAAUACUUCUAAUAUUUGGAAUCAUUAGUUUUUGCUAUAGUAUAAAUAACAGGAUAUAAAAGGAAAGUGAGAUAAAUAGUUGUAGAGAUAAUGUAUACCUCUUAAAGAAACUUGUAACAAAAGGAAAUUCAAGAAGGUCUUGGGGCAAUAGAUCUGAAAAUUUGUCGAUAAUAUGGAAUGUGCUAAAGCUGCGCCUGCUGUUAGAAAAGGGAAGAAGAAGCAAGUAAAGGAUGAGUUGGAUCGAAUUAAACAGGCUGAGAAAAAAAAGAGGCGCUUAGAGAAAGCCUUGGCUACUUCAGCUGCCAUUCGCUCUGAAUUGGAAAAGAAGAAACAGAAAAAGAAAGAAGAACAGCAAAAGCUGGAUGAAGAGGGUGCGGCGAUUGCUGAGGCAGUUGCUCUGCAUGUCCUAGUAGGUGAAGAAUCUGAUGAUUCAUGUGAGCUUUUGCUUAAGAAGGAUAAAGAAUCAAACCCAUGGGAUCUUGAUAGAAAUUUUGACUUUUUUAUGGGUGGAGAAAGAGCAAUGCUUCCUCAUCAAGACCUCUCAAUAUAUUCAGUUGAGGAAACACAAUGGGUGUCUGGUCCCAACGGGGAUGGAUGCAUGUGGAAUGAGCAGGAAAAUACCGCGUGGAUGGUGUCUUCUGUACCUUGGGUAGGAAAUGCUCACCAUCAAUGGUUUGAUGAGGGGAAUUGGGAGGUUCAAAGAAUUUCGGCUGGUCUUCUUGCAGCACAGGCUGUCUCAUCACUUCAGAUUGCAGAAGAUGCUCCAGUGGACUCAUAUGUCUUCGGUCGGAUGCUGCGAUAGUGAAUUGAAGAUCUUAAUUCUAUCAUCUUGCUGGCAGUACCUUAUGACAUGUUUUUUGUGGUUUUUGAAUAAUCCUAUGUAUAUAUUUCAAGUGAACUCAAUCCGCAUUGUUUGCGAGUUUGUAUGCUUCAUGCUUGAGCUUUUAAAAUUCACUAUGUUUGACUUUGA
Molecule: messenger RNA, 1411 nt
Organism: Lycium ferocissimum
Lineage: Eukaryota; Viridiplantae; Streptophyta; Magnoliopsida; Solanales; Solanaceae
Exons: 2
Coding region: 614-1243 (209 amino acids)
Source: RefSeq, a predicted model, not a curated record